This is a messenger RNA of Toxorhynchites rutilus septentrionalis, 399 nucleotides long. RefSeq names its product pupal cuticle protein Edg-78E-like. Gene Ontology annotation, cellular component: chitin-based extracellular matrix. Gene Ontology annotation, molecular function: structural constituent of chitin-based larval cuticle. The record is from RefSeq and is a predicted model, not a curated record. Bases 37 to 390 code for a protein of 117 amino acids. The transcript is spliced from 2 exons. Lineage: Eukaryota; Metazoa; Arthropoda; Insecta; Diptera; Culicidae.
CUACUAGCCACAGAUCAUCUUCCCACCAGCGCUAAAAUGAAAGCGAAGAUUGCCGUACUUGGCGCCCUCGUGUUAGUGACCUUCGCGAAUGCUCAGCACGCGAAACUGGUUGAGCGAGAGCAGAACCUCGACCCGGAUGGUACAUACUCGUACCAGUAUCGGCUCUCGGAUGGGACGGAAGCCCAAGAGCAAGGUCGUGGCGGACAGUUCGUUACCGGAGGAUACCGUUACACUUCACCCGAGGGUGAACUGAUUCAGAUUACCUACACGGCCGAUGAAAAUGGAUACAAUCCGCAGGGAGAUGCUAUUCCACAGCCUCCGCCUAUUCCCGAGGCGAUCCUCAGGGCAUUGGAAUACAUUCGAACGCAUGCAAGGCCGUCUAGGAAGUGAAAAUGAAGC